CCGCGUCGCGUCGCGUCGCGUCGCCGUCACCCUCACCGCCGCCUCCGUUGCCCGUUGUCCUUACGUUUUCCUCGUGGGUCGCGAGGAACGCGGCCUGCACGGAGAGAGAUAGAGAUAGAGAGGAUUUCCCGAAGGACCGUUCGGAAUGCGCCAAUUCCGAAAAGGAGGAUCGCGAGCGAGGGACAAAAACUUGGAAGCGAGAGGACCGCAUUGAAUUCCUUUUAGUCCUUCUAGUCCCUCGGAACUGGUGGACGGUGCGUGCGUAGGUGCUUCUCAUUCGAAAGAUAUUACGCUCGAGAAAGAGAGAGAGGAGAAGAUAAAAAGAAAGAGAUAGAGAGAGAGAGACGAAGGGUGGCGAGAGUGGAGCAGUGCGCGAGCUUCCGUGGAAUGUGCUCUAUCAUUGAUCGAGUGUAUGGAUCGACCGACGAGGACGUGGCGAAGGUCGUAUGGAACAACGAGCACCCUCGUGGCUGAAUAUUCGUCGACGUGCUCUAGCCAUCGAACGAUCGCGUCCGUUUCCGAAGAAUCUGUGGUCUUCGUUAACGUUGACGACGACGACGACAACGACGACGACGACGACGAUAUAUCAUCGACGAGGAACGCUCGUCGAUAACGAGCGCACGUAAAGACGCUCGGGGAGCUCGGACGCAUCUCCGUGACGGUGGUGACAAUGAGGAUCGAUCGAUUUCCAGUUACGGAAUCAUCGGGGCUUAAUUUCGCCUCGUGCCGCGACACGAGUAACGCUCGCGACCUCCUCGUAUCGGCGACCCCGAUUACCACGCGUCACCGUGAAAAUAAAUUCCGGUGCUGGAAAACUCGAUCGAUGAUGCCAGUCACUCACGAGGAGAGAGCCGUGCCGUGAGGGACGGAAGAGGGAGGAAAGAAAAAGGGAGAUAGAGAGUGCGAGGGUGGACGAACGCGGGAAACGAACAAAUGACGAAUGAAACGUUCGCCCACUCCUAUUAAUCACCGGAGAUCGUUCUCGCCGAAUAUAACGAAAUAAAUAACGUUCCCAUUUUAGUCCACGCAUCCCCGCUGCGCUCGUCACACUUGAUAUUUCGGCAUUUGACAUUUUUAGCCUUUAAAAAAGGCUCUACUCCUUUAACGCUGGCGAACGUUAUCCGGAAGCCGGAAGCUUCGAAUUUCACUCAUUUGUUUCACAUCAUUUCAAACUGAUGUCGAAAUAUACGAAAGCAGCGUGCAAACGUUUGGAGUAACAUCGACUGGCAACGAAAUCAAAAUCAUGACCAUGACCAUAGACCGUUCUAUUCAUACGACUUAAGCGGCUCUUGGUACGGAGCUUCGUAUCGUGCCGGAUCAGCGUGAGAAACAGCUGUAAACUCUAGCCAGUAUCAACGUCUCUCGCGGUUUCUCGAUAUUGCCUUUUCGAUAUUGUCCGAUCCGACGAUUCACGUCCAACACGUUCGAAGACGCUUUUCCAAAGAUUUUGUCGAAGAGGAGUUGAAAAUUUCAGUACACCCGGCGCUGGCGGCGAAGGUACUUAGAAUGGGCUGCAAAUCGGCAGCAAAGUCCAAGCUGGAAGAAGAGACGGUCGCCUCGUCGUCGGAGGGUAAGCGGGCGAUCCAGUCGCCGAUCGAGCGAAAUUCAGGACCAACGAUUCAGGACCAGGGAGGCAAAUCCUGCGGUCUCGGAGACGACGAAGAGAGCGAGGAAAGCAACAACAACAAUAACAACAACAACAACGCGGCCGGUCGUGCCUCAGAGAACAGCGAAACGUCCGUCGUUCGAACGGACGACAGCAGCGUCGCUAGGUAGCUAUCAAGCGACGAUGCAGAAGUUGCGCUCGACCUUCAAAAGGUCGCGCACUCCCACGGGAGCGGAAAUGAAGUCCCAGUCUAGCCUCGAGGUGCCCAAGCAGAUCAGGUCGGCCUCCUUCGACGAGAUUCAGUUGCAGACGAAGCGACAGGACGACCGUACGACCUCCUCGUCGUCCUCCACGUGUUCCCCGGCGAGAUCGCAGGACUCGAUGCGCGGCAGGAGAGGCUCCGCGACCCUCAAGGUGCCGCAGCACCUCACCGGCCAGCGUUCCAAGAGCUUCGACGCGUACUCGGCGAGUUCAGCCUCGUCUCCGAGCACGCAGCUCCCAGCGGGCGGGAUCGAGCGACCGGAAACGCCAAUCAUCCAAGUCUCCGGCUGCUACCACUGUGCUUGCGUCGAGGAAUAUCGGAGCCUCUGGCUCACCGAGGACGUCUCCAGAGACGAGGCUGCCGACGUCGGUGAUCCGGCAUCCGCCGAUAGCACGGAUCUCUCCGAGAACGAGUCGGAUCGCGAGGAUGAGCAAGAGAGCAAGAGAGAGGGUAGCCCGGAGAUUCGGGUUACGUACGUGCCGCCCGAGGUAACCGAGGAAGCGUCCGCCGAUCCAGAUUCCGAGGUCAGAUCGGAAUUCCCGGAGAGGCAGCGCAGAUUGUCCAGACAGGAGGCCCUCACCACCUUCCCCCUGGAGCACCUUCCCGCUCUCGCGUCAGCCGCGACCGCCUCGGAAGCGGACGACGACGACGACGACGAGGAGAACGAGAACGUCGAGCCGUGCGGCUCGUCCAAGUUCGUCGUGCGUGACAUUUUCCUGACCGUGCCGGAGCUGAAGCGAGACCGCGCCGCUUCCGUCGACUCGUGUUUCAAUAACAAUAAAAACGGUUCCGCGACCGACGCUGACUCGUUGGCGGUGCCACAGCAGAGCAUCAGGUCGAAGAGCGUCGACAUCGUGCUGCCGACGGACGCGAGGACGAGAUACACGGCGCUGCUGCCUGGCAAGGAGUCGCGACCUUCGAUAGGAGGGCGAGAGGAUAGUGGAGAAGAUAGCAGGGACGGAGGUGGCUCGAGUGGUCAUCGUGAACCUCGGUCAACUCCAGAUUGGGGUCCAAAUGCGUUCAAUGGGGAACAUCUUUGGGUACCAACCGCUACAUCCGGUGAUUUCUGUUACGUCAAUGACUGUUCCAAACACGGACCCCGGUUGAAAUGUCCGGCUUGUCGCGUAGUGGCUCACGCGCUCUGCGUCGGAAGUUUAGAGUUCGCCUGCAAGCCGAGUUUUCGCGAUGUCGGAGUGCGUCAGUAUCGCGAACAAACGACAAUCCAUCAUCACUGGGUCCAUCGACGAUCGCAGAAGGGCAAGUGCGCCAACUGCGGCAAGUCCUUCCAAUCGAAGCUCAGCUUCAGCUCCAGGGAGAUCGUGGCGGUGAGCUGCAGCUGGUGCAAAGCCGCUUAUCACAAUCGGGAGUCGUGCUUCAACGUAGAAAAAAUUGGCGAAAACUGUGAAUUGGGCACUCAUGCGUCCAUCAUAGUGCCGCCGUCGUGGAUCGUGAAACUGCCUCGUAAGGGUAGCUUCAGAAGUAGUUUGAGAAGAUCACCCAGAAGAAAGAAGAGCGACGGUUCGUCUUACCGUCGGAAAAGUAAGGAGAAAGAGAAAGAGGAAAAGGAGAAGGAUAAGGAAAAAGAAAAGAGUCAGGAAGAAUUGUGGGUCGUUAAGCCCAUACCCACGGCCACGGUGAAGCCGGUGUUGGUUUUCAUAAAUCCGAAAUCCGGUGGUAAUCAGGGAGCGAAAUUGUUGCAAAAGUUCCAAUGGCUGCUCAAUCCGAGACAGGUUUUCGAUCUGACGCAAGGUGGUCCAAAAAUGGGAUUAGAGCUUUUCAAGAAGGUCCCGAAUUUGCGCGUGUUGGCCUGCGGCGGCGACGGUACGGUCGGUUGGGUCUUGUCGAUUCUGGAUCAAAUCGGCGUUUAUCCGGCGCCAGCGGUCGGAGUACUUCCUUUGGGUACCGGAAACGAUCUGGCGAGAGCAUUGGGAUGGGGAGGCGGUUACAAGGACGAGCCGAUCGGCAAGAUCUUGACGAGCAUCAGUGACAGCGAGACCACCUUGUUGGACAGGUGGCAACUGAAGGUCGAGAGGAAUCCCGACGCCAAGAACGACGAUGACGGUGGCAAGGGCAAGGAAAAUCUACCGCUAAACGUCGUUAACAAUUACUUCUCCCUCGGGGUGGAUGCUCACAUCGCUCUCGAGUUUCACGAAGCACGAGAGGCUCAUCCGGAGAAGUUUAACUCCAGAAUGAGGAACAAAUUGUUCUACGGGCAGAUGGGCUGCAAGGACUUGCUGCUCACAAAGUGGAAGGAUCUCUCGGAUUUCGUGACGCUAGAAUGCGACGGUCAAGAUAUGACGCCAAAAUUGAGGGAGCAUCGAGUCCACGCUAUACUAUUCUUGAAUAUCGCUUCAUACGGUGGCGGGACGCAUCCAUGGAGCGCGGGAAGUGGCACUAGAGAACCGGCCAUGGAUGACGGCUUGAUUGAAGUAGUCGGCCUGACCACCUACCAGCUACCUCUUUUGCAAGCACGUGGACACGGUACUUGCAUAGUGCAAUGCAGCACGGCCAAAUUGGUCACGACCAAGACUAUACCGAUGCAGGUCGACGGCGAGGCUUGUCGUCUGUUACCAUCCAUCAUAACUCUAAGUAUGUUGAACAAAGCUACGAUGUUAGCGAAAAGAAGGAACGCGGGAAAGCCAUCCCAUCAUCCAGCGAGAUUGGAUAGGCUGAGGCUGCCCGUGAUGAAGAUAAAGAUGUCGGAUUACGAGGCGUACCAUCACAACAAGGAGAAGUUGCAGGAAAUGGCAGAGUCGUGGCUCGCGGAACCGCUCGAUCUCGACGCUACGACCGAUCUGGAGAGUCUGAGGAAGCUCUUGAGCAAAGAUUAUAACAUCGAUUCGUGCUGCUUUCUCGACUCGUGUACCGCGGAAAGAUUCUUCAGGAUCGAUCGGGGCCAGGAGCAGUUGCAUUACGUGACGGACGUCGCCGUGGACGCCGUCUACGUCCUCGACGAAGACUCGGUGCAACAGCAGUCCGACGGCCAAGCGGGACCAAGCCAGACCGUUGCGAGUAGGGAAAGCGAAACGGCGCACAUUCGUUUACCGAGCGACGAACGUCUAAAGGAGAUGCCAGUCGUGACGGGGAAGGCGAAUCGAUCGAACGAAGAUAGGGGGGGACAGGAACAGACCUCCGUCGUCGGGAAGAUCAAACUUUUCAGACGGCGAGAAAGCGUUUCCUUCGACAAAGAAUCCGAGGGUCAGAACGGCGUCAGGCCGAAGGAUCUGGCGAGUCGGAGGUGCUCCUUGAACAUACCGAGCGAGAACAAAAGCAGCGAGUCGAAUUCCCGCGUAAGACGCGAAUCCCUCAAGAACUCUCACGUCGCGAUCGCUCGUGCCGAACAGUCGCAGCAGGCUGACCGAUCUCUCGCUUUUAUCAGCCCUCGCGACAGACUCUUCGGCCUGAAUUCGGGAGUUCACGGAUUCACGGCCGAGUUACUCGAGAAGAACUGCGAUGAAAUACUGAGAGCGGCCAAGAUCGGCGAUCUGCCGACCUUGAAGCAGCUUCAUCAGAAGGGAUACUCGCUUCUGUCCAUCGAUGAGACUGGUCAAACGGCGCUGCAUCUCGCGUCGAGGCAUGGUUACAAGGAUAUCGUCAGAUAUCUCAUUGGCUGCGCCCCACCGACCAUUUUAAACAUGAUCGAUAAUGAUAAAGGGCAAACCGCUUUGCAUAAAGCUGCCCAGAAUAAACGUCGUUCCAUUUGCUGUAUGCUCGUGGCUGGCGGCGCAUCUUUGAUGGUGAAGGAUCGACACGGUAACACACCGCAUCAUCUCGCGCUGAUAGCGGAGGAUCACGAUCUAGCUGCGUAUCUGCAAACAGGUCAAGAACACUUUCAAUUGGCGACGGACGAGAUGGAGAGCGAUCUCUGACCUCCAGCGUUGAUCGCCACGGCCUGAACCGCCCUGAACGAUUGUGACGCAAGAGCCGUUAUUGUCGGCGCUAUUGUCCCGACGGCCCUUUUUUGCGGCGUUUUUUUCGGCGACGUAACCGUAAAUCGCCACGUGAUAAUCUGAUAUUCCUCGUCCGUUCGACGUCGACGAUUACGUGUUUGCCAAAUGCUGACGUAUUUCUCUUGUCGAUACUUCGAAAUUACUCUCUAGCACACAAUGAUUACAUAAUUAUACACCUACACGUACACGUACACGGACACGGAGACACGGACACACACGCGACACGCGCAUACGUAUAUACUAUACGUAACUACGUAGUUGUUUCUGAUCGAUAAUGACUCCUCAUUUUUCUCACUCGUAAACUUGUCCGAGGUUUGUAACUCUACUUACACACUCAUGUAUGUACUCGGCAAGUGGACCAUAAUCGGUCGGGGAGCAUCCAAAAUUGCUCCCGAGACAAGCAAAUUUAUUUUUCGUACGACAUUUAACGUCUCUCCGGUUCAAAAAUGAGACAGUCAGUUUUGUAUAUCUAUAUUACAACAUGUACGUAUAUAUAAACACUCCCGUCAUGUAUUUACGGAAGAUUCUACGAUAUUUUAAUCUCUGUGUGAAACAAACAGACAAAAUGGGCCAGCCAUCACAUUUGCGCGAUCGAAUAGACGGUGGAUGAGACUGCUUGCGGAGAUUAAUCCGAUGACGAAACGUUAAAUCUGUGCCAACCGAUUGAGUAAUGAAGGAACGUGAACGACAAUGCCAAACGCGAAGAUUGACUGUCUCAUGUUGGAGCACGUGCGAAAGUAUACAUGUACAUAUAUAUAUGCACAUGUAUACGCGUGCAUGUAUACUUUUCGAACGUUCACAGUGGCCACUCGAAAUGGGUGCUACAAGCGAAUCGAUAAUCUGUUAGUUUUAAUCCAAGGAAAAUAGAGGAUAAUUCAGUAGAGUUAACGGUGAGAACGAGGGUACAUUCUAUAAAUACCAAAAUGUAAAAAGGGAUCAACGUACGAACACCAAUUAGUAGUUAGACGCAAUCUAUCAGUAUAAUUGUACUAUUGCUAUUACUAUUAUACUGUUACUAUAAUUAUUUUUCUGUCGGAUUGAUAUAAGAUCUCUGUAUAUAUAUAUAUAUAUAUAUAUAUAUAUAUAUAUAUAUAUAUAUAUAUAUAUAUAUAUAUAUUAUACGUGUAGAGUUUUUGAGGCGCUGAUCGCUUGGAUUUGCGCGUAUUCUAAAGAAAGGACGCCGCUCACAAGUCAAUACGAUCGUGCACGCAACGAUUUCUUUCUUUUGCGCGUCUUAAUCGAGCCCGUUUACUUAUCGAUACUUCUGUGAUCCUCUGUAGAAACCCAGUUUGUAUUCUAUUAUACUUUGAACGUGUGCAUGUGUGUGAAGAUUUCGUAGUGCGGCGAGUAUAAUCCUCUGCCUUUAUCUCUUUCCUUCGUUAUUGGAUAUUCGUAUACUGAUGCUCAAUGGUUUGUAUUGCUUCGCUCGUCUCAAAAUGACAGAGAAAUUAAUAGAAAGUGGGAUACAUAUGUCAAAUAUGACCUGAACGAGAUAAUUGUUUGUUGACCUUAAACGAUAAUAUGCGAAAGAAAAAUAUGUGAAGGAAAAGAAACGAUGAUUGCUGUGAAAACAUUUAGCCUUCUUUCAAUACGCGCGAGAGGUGAUCUUUAAAGAUGACUUGAUUUUGAUUCAAUUUUCAAUUUCUCUUUGUCUCAAAAUAGAGAAUGUACAUAUAAAAAAAAAGUGUAUCGAGUGUUAGUAACACUAUUGAGUGUUAGUAAUGCAGGGUCGUGCUUAAAUCUUGUAGAUACGAGCGGUUUUCUCAUCGCCUUUAUCUCGCCGCGACGAGAGAACCGUCAUAUGUUGACUCAAGUGAAGUCCCAAUACCACCACACUUUUGGCGAGUCAAAUAGGAAAAGAAAAGCGUUGCCGCUGUUUUAUGACUGUUAAGUUUUCACGUGAGAAUGUAGAACUAACUUACGAAACUUUGUGUUCGAACCACAACUUAAAAUGACAAAGAAUUAUUGUAACUGCAAGGGAGGGGGGGGGUGUUUAUUUAAUUUAAGCUUCGUUAGGUCACGAUAUGUAACGGUGUAAAUUAUAAACGUCGGUCUUUCAUCGAUUUUCUCUUGAGAAAAAUCGACUGUGCGCUCUCGUGGUGGGAGAAGGGGCGCGAUGUCUAGAACGUCCUCGCUUUAUCUUUACGCUCUUUUGGAGUAUUUAAGAAGAAAUGCCUUUCGCGAUCCGUACCUGUUGUACCGAUAAAAAAGAGAGAAUUUAAAACGAGAGCAUAUUGCAAGGAAGUUCGUUGUAGAAUCGUUGUAGGAUCGUUGUAGGAUCGUUAUAGGGCGUGUAAGAGUAUGUAGCGCGCACGUUGUCGGGUAUAUACGCGCGUAUCGUACAUCGAGAAUGCAGAAUGAGAGUAGCGUUAGCUCAAUGCCCGAUAACGCAACGGCAUUGGAACCGGUGCGACCUCGCACAGUCCAAUUUUUCAUGUUUAAGGUCAGCGGGGAAGAAACGCAUUUUCUGUCGGACGAUUACGUUGCCAGGUAGGCAUUGGCGGUUACAAACCCUGUAAGCGUUAUAAUAUUAUUUCAUUUUAAAUAAUGUUCCUAAACUAUUAUAAUAUAUGAAUAUUUUAUGAGAAGUAAAUAUUAUUUACUUUAACGUUUUAGAAUAUCAGGAAUAUUAUAGCUUUUAAAUGUAAUAAUUAUCACGUUUAUGAAUGUUUUAUGCGUAAUAAUUUACAUUAAUUUUUGAACAAAAAUAAUAUUCCACGGAUAUUAAAAUAAUAUACCACGAAUAUUAUAUAAACAUAUAUACUAUUAAUACAAUAUUCCUAUGAUAUUAAAACAUAUUUUAUUCUCGAAAUAUUAAAAUGAUAGCAAUAUUAUUUUAAUUUCCAAUAAUAUUCGUAUAAUAUUCUAGGAAUAUUCUAGUGCCUACAGGGAAACGACACUCAAAUUGAGUGUUAACCCUCAAGUUGGAGGUUUAUUAUUACUCAAUUUGAGUGUCAUUUCGGACCGCCAACGUUUAGUUGGGUGUAUUUUUUUGUAAGGCAAACGGAGAUUGUUCGCGUGAAAAAACUCCAAAAUUUUCGUACUCGUUCCCGGGAUCGUACUGGUUUCAAUCCUCGGAUAGUACUAGGCCCGAGAUUAUAAAAAAAAAAGAAAAAAAAACAAAACAAAACAGAAAGAAAAGAAAAGGGAAAUUAAUGGGGAUUUCCCGGAUAUAGCGACGCCUUUAUAUAGCGGCGGUGAGAGCGCUGGCUCGGCUCGCAAAUUUCGAUUUAUGUUUUUAGAGCAAUAAAUUGACGACAAUCACGAUAUUUCGGCAUAAGCCAGCGCUCGCGCCGCAACUGUUACUUCUCUCCCGUCCGUUCCUUCUCCUUUACUCCUCUACCCCGAAAUUCGAAAUUGUCUCGUUUGUUGUCUUGGGAACAACGAGACUUCGUGUGCACGAGCAUUUCAUUUUGUUGUAUAGAUGCGCGAUGUACAUUUACACAUGACUGAUGCACACAUCAGCAACUUCGAUCACAAUCUAAGAAGAUUCGCACUACUUAAUUCGAGCACUACUAUUCGAUUAUUAAAUGAGCGUAAAGAAUUUAAACGUGCAUGAGAAUAUAUAAAAAGAAAAAAAAUUAAAAUGUUUCAAAUAUACAUAAUAUUAAAGAAUCUCUAAAUAUUAUAUCAUAUAUUAAAAAAAUUGAUUAAAGUUAAUUAAAAUAUUACAUUAGAUAUAUAAAAUAUAAUAUAUAAAUAUCUUCUUUCUCUCUCCUUUUCUUCGUAUGUAUCUUUGUCUUUCCAUGAUAAUAAUGCUUCCAUCAACUUCUUGAAUAAUAUAUGAAUUUUAAUAAUUUUUGAGCCAAUUAUUUACGUACGAUUCUUUCGCCGCUGGUGAGCAUAUCCAAAGUUAACGUGACUUCUCAGCCGCGGCAAAAUAACCCGCGGCAAGCGCAGCAAGGAAACCGUUCGUGCGCACGGAGUCCAGAUCCUUAACGUUCCAUUCCUUCUCUCUACUUCCCAUAAAAAUUUACGAAUCGAAUAGAUAAUUUAUAAUCAAUAUCGUAAUAGAAUCUUGUUAUUCCGUGUUCGUAAUUUUAAAGUUCAUUGUACUUGAUUAUGCUGGACGACAGAGCGUCUCGAACGAGACUUAUUUCUAUUAAACUUCCCUUUUCUAUCGCUCGUAGAAAAUAAGACACACAAAUCCAUUUACGUUCGGUAAAUUUCUUUCGAUCCAACAAUCGUUUCUUGCGUGAGAAUAACAAUGGACGGAUGGUUGUUUCUGCCUCGAGUUUUGUCACACAAAAAUCACAGUACUUCGAAAAAACAAAAACUCUCAGUACGAACAGAAUGUUUGAUGUCGUCCAGUCGUAUUAAAAAUGUUGCGAAAUAUUAAAUAGUAUAUAGAUUCGAAGUACGGCUACUCUACGGAAUUUCUUAACUAUUCUAGAGAUUACUCAUCGAAAAGGAUUCUGUCUAGUUAGUUCUUCCAUCGAACAUGUGUUUCCAGAUACUUUCGAGAGAAAAAGAGGUCGCCGAUAUAUUUCCAGCCCGUAAUCAUAUGAUACAAUAUGAGGAGCUAUUUAUUUUCUACAAGAGUGUAGGAACUGAGCUUUACAGAAAUUUUAUGUAAACAUCGAUACCAUUUUCCAAUACGCGAUGUGAAGAAUGUCGUUUGCUCGUAUAUAAAUUUCUAAGUCUCUCGUGGAAUAGGCUUGGGUGGACCAACCAAUGACCAUUUUAUUUUAUUAAAGUAAACGAUAUUGCUGUAUUAUCUGUAAUUUUAAAUCUAUGAAACGAAACAACUCACGCUACCGGACUAUGAAACUAUACUCCUUGAAACGUUCUCUCCGAGAACAGCGGAACGUAGGGAAAGGAACAACUCCAAAAACCGGUAGAAGAAUUUUCGCGUACGAAAUUUAAUUGCCGUAGGGAGAAACGUCCCGCGUAACAUUACCUCCCAACAAAUUCCCAACAUAUCUCUAUGUAUUUUUAAUAAUAAUAAGCGUAUUGUUCAAUUCA
This is a messenger RNA of Solenopsis invicta (red fire ant), 10783 nucleotides long. It is a transcript of the gene rdgA, whose product is annotated as eye-specific diacylglycerol kinase. The record is from RefSeq and is a predicted model, not a curated record. The transcript is spliced from 11 exons. Lineage: Eukaryota; Metazoa; Arthropoda; Insecta; Hymenoptera; Formicidae. Gene Ontology annotation, biological process: diacylglycerol metabolic process; lipid phosphorylation; intracellular signal transduction. Gene Ontology annotation, molecular function: protein binding; ATP-dependent diacylglycerol kinase activity. Bases 1790 to 5737 code for a protein of 1315 amino acids.